Molecule: messenger RNA, 1958 nt
Organism: Colias croceus (clouded yellow)
Lineage: Eukaryota; Metazoa; Arthropoda; Insecta; Lepidoptera; Pieridae
Product: diphthine methyltransferase
Exons: 7
Coding region: 232-1491 (419 amino acids)
Molecular function (GO): protein binding
Source: RefSeq, a predicted model, not a curated record
UUGUCAAUGUGGUGAGAGGUGAUAACUGAAAAACUGAAUCUAUAUAGUUUUUGCCUCGGUACCACCUCGGUACUACUGAAUUACGAAGUUCUUGUGUACACAUAAAUAAAGCAAAACAUCUGUAAUUCAAGCAAGCUCGAUAUAUAGGCACCUUUGUAUCGAUAACGGCGUAAAACCGGGCAAGAUUUUAUUAAAUCUCAGGAAGGAGUAAAAGAAUAACAAGUCGGGACGAUGGAAGCUAUGGAUAUCCAGGCAGUGGAAUCGAAAUUGAGUGACGUCACUGUAACAGCUAUUCCAAUGAAUGGAAAAAGCACGCACAAAGAGUUGGGCCACACUGGAAACAGCCAUGCAACAAUAUCAACGGUGCCCGCGUCUUCACCUUCCUCGAUUGGUAAAGAUAAGGACAACAGCAUGUCAAAAUACGCUCAGCUGCUUGCUGUUAUCGAAGAGAUGGGCCAAAUGGUGUCAUGGAGCACAAAGCACAGAUGGAACACGGGAUACAGCGCGGACUCGGUGGAGUGGUGUCCUGUCGAGCCCUUUACGGACGUGUUGGUGUGUGGUACAUACCAGCUGGAUAAGAGCGAUGAAGAUCAAAACGUAGUAAAACAGAAGAGACUGGGAAGAUCCUACUUAUUUAAAAUUAAUGAAAAUACCACAGAACUAUGUCCUAUUCAGAGCAUAGACACAUCUGGUAUAUUAGACCAAAAGUGGUGUUACCACCGUAUCAAUGAUUGCCCCGUCCUUGGAAUCGUGACAUCAGAGGGUAGCUUGCAGCUCUACAGAUUAGAAGAAAAUGAUGGAACGUUAAAUUUAAAUCUUUGGCUCGAAACGCCGAUUGGUGAAAACAUUUUAGCGCUGUCACUUGAUUGGUCCUCGAAUAAAGUGACAAGUGACAAUCCAUGUGUGGUUGUAAGUGACUCGGGCGGAAAUGUAUCCGUUUGGCGGGUAGAUGAAAGGUUGGAGAAGAUAGGAAGUUGGAAAGCGCAUGAUUUCGAAGCGUGGAUCGGCGCCUUUAACUAUUGGAAUGAGAAAGUGCUGUAUUCAGGCGGCGAUGACUGCGUGUUCAAAUGUUUCGACUUGAGGACUCCGGAUGCCGUGAUAAAGAAUCGCUGUCACGAAGCUGGAGUGACGUCAGUGAGGAGCAAUAUCGAUGUGGAACAUCAGCUGCUGACUGGGAGUUACGAUGAGAAAGUACGACUUUGGGACGCAAGGCAACUAAAACGUUGCAUCAAUGAAACAGACGUGAGCGGUGGAGUGUGGCGUCUAAAAUGGCACCCACACAAUAAUAACUACAUUUUAGCUGCCUGUAUGUACGGCGGCUUCCGUCUCCUCCGUUUAGAAGAAAAAAUAAAUGUUCUCUAUGAAUACUUGGAACAUGAAAGCAUAGCGUAUGGCGCGGAUUGGAAAUUUGAUAAUUCACUGUCUAUGGUUGCUACGUGUUCGUUUUACGACUGCAAUAUGCAUGUAGGAGAAAUCGUUUUUGAUGAAUAGAGCUUGAUAAACGAUUCUAUAUUUAUUCAGUUUUGUAUGGAAGCUAUUAUUGCAUUUAAAUUCAGAUUAUCAUGCAUUUAAUCCAUUGUGUAUAUUUUAUAGUUAUGUAUUCAGAAUCAUGUAAAGGAAUGUAGGCACAGACAAUAACGCUUGUAUUAAUAAAAAACAAUGUAUACACAAUAUAUUCACAAAUAUAUUAUAAUGACUUAUGAGUAGUAAGUAGCUAUCGUUGUUGUCUGUACCUUGUAAAAUAAAAAUUCCAAAAUACUUCGUUUUAAACAUGUUGUAUUUCAAUUUGCUUAUAAUGUCAUGAUAAAUAUAAUUUAUAACAAUUACAUACUUAAAGUAAUCAUUUGCCAUAAUUGUUAAAAAAAAGUCUUACACCAUUUACAAUAUGAAGGCUUUGUUUGGGAGUAUCCGAUAUUGUUCGCGUCAAUGUCCGAAUAAACUUUUUUAAAAACACUAAA